Messenger RNA from Neltuma alba, 2009 nucleotides. RefSeq names its product probable mitochondrial adenine nucleotide transporter BTL3. The record is from RefSeq and is a predicted model, not a curated record. The coding region runs from base 196 to 1512 and encodes 438 amino acids. NCBI's taxonomy places the organism in Eukaryota, Viridiplantae, Streptophyta, Magnoliopsida, Fabales, Fabaceae. The transcript is spliced from 7 exons. Gene Ontology annotation, biological process: transmembrane transport.
UUUCCCACCACGAUAAAAAUCUACUAUGCUCGGCGAUGAGAGCAAAGUAUGGUGCCCCAUUUUCGCCCUUCAUGCUGUGACUCUCAGCUUCACACAUUGUGUCCUCCAUUUCCAUUUGUUUUCUUGAGAAAGGGCUCAUGUCUUUGCAUUCAAUCGCCCUAGAGUCAACUUCACUGCUACUCCUUUAUUCAGAAAAUGCCACCGCUGGAAUUAUGUUGCUCACAGGAACAAUCUCGUCCUCCAGUUUUGUUCAAAUUUAAUUGCGAUGCCGCCUCGUUCAAUGUAGGCGGCUUGUUUCUCGAACCCACGAUACCUGAUUCCUUUACCCGUUUGAUUUCGUCUAUAAUUCCUCCCGGUACUGCUUCUUGUUCGGUUUCUUCUGCGCACUAUUCCCAGCAAUCUGUAGUUUUUGGAGGUUUCCGGAGACCGAGGAAGACCUCGGCUACGGUUGGUGGUUGGUUUUUGUCGGCGAGCUUGAGAGGGGGUAAAUUUGUUGGGGACCCCAAGGUAGAUGCGGUGCAAAAUGGAGAUGAGAGCUCCGAGAAGGCUGCUUUGUGUGCCAACCCAGCUGCUGAGCAAGGAAAGUCACAGAAGGUUAGGGUGCGAGCCGGCAGUGCUAUGAACGCCACCAAGCAUCUAUGGGCUGGUGCUAUUGCUGCCAUGGUUUCUAGAACCUGUGUUGCCCCACUUGAAAGACUUAAGCUGGAAUACAUAGUUCGUGGUGAACAGAAGAAUAUUUUUGAGCUUAUUAAGACAAUUGCGGCUUCUCAAGGAUUGAGAGGCUUUUGGAAGGGGAACCUUGUUAAUAUUCUCCGAACAGCUCCAUUCAAAGCAGUUAACUUUUGUGCUUAUGAUACAUACAGAAAGCAGUUACUCAGAUUGUCAGGAAAUGAGGAAACUACCAAUUUUGAGAGGUUUAUUGCUGGUGCUGCAGCUGGAAUCACUGCUACCAUUAUUUGCCUACCACUUGACACUAUUCGAACCAAGAUAGUGGCACCUGGUGGGGAAGCCUUGGGUGGUGUAAUUGGAGCUUUCCGCUACAUGAUUCGCACUGAAGGGUUCUUUUCUCUUUACAAGGGUUUAGUGCCCUCGAUAAUAAGUAUGGCUCCUUCUGGAGCAGUUUUUUAUGGAGUAUAUGAUAUACUGAAAUCUGCAUAUCUGCAUUCGCCCGAAGGAAUGAGAAGGAUCCAGAACAUGCGUAAACAGGGGCAGGAAUUGAAUGCCUUCGACCAGCUUGAGUUGGGGCCAAUAAGGACACUACUAUAUGGGGCUAUUGCUGGUGCUUGUGCUGAGGCUACUACCUACCCGUUUGAAGUGGUAAGGAGGCAGCUUCAAAUGCAAGUCCAAUCCACAAAAUUAAGUUCAUUAGCAACUUGUAUCAAGAUUGUUGAGCGAGGAGGCGUUGCAGCUCUUUAUGCUGGACUUAUUCCCAGUUUAUUACAGGUACUUCCUUCAGCUGCUAUAAGUUACUUUGUCUAUGAGUUCAUGAAAAUAGUUCUCAAAGUGGUGUAGGCAACAAGGAGAUCCUCAGGAUGAUCCUUGGAACAAGUAUGAUUUUAAGAUUAGAAGAAGAAAGAAAGAAAGAAGUUCUUAGAUAGCGCUUAUUGUAGGAAAAAUUCAAUAUUAUUUUGAUCAAUGGGUAGGUGCCGGAUGUCCAGGCCGAAAAGAAAGAUGCCGGAUGGACGGUGGACUAAUGGUGGUCUCCUGUUCUAUUUAUUGGCAAAGACCGACCGAGGCUUAUGAACAGUAAAAUGGCGGUUGCCUCUUCAGUCUUCGCUCCAACUUACCAGUUCCCUAGUUCCCUUCCACCUCGUUUACUAGUGUCGACCAAAUUGUUAGGCUUACUAAUUAAGAACAUGAUUCGGCCGUUUGCGGUCGCGAUUCACGAAAGAUAUAUUUUUAUUUUUAUUAUUUAUUUUUUGAUCUGCACACGGCUGGCAUAUUAUGCACUUUGCGACCGGGAGGUUGAACAUCCUUCGUAUAAUUUAAUUUAAUUUGGUUUUGAAAAA